This is a messenger RNA of Triticum turgidum subsp. durum (durum wheat), 342 nucleotides long. The record is from the annotation of a GenBank genome assembly. Lineage: Eukaryota; Viridiplantae; Streptophyta; Magnoliopsida; Poales; Poaceae.
AUGGCGCUGCGCAACCUGGCCGCGAAGUUGCGGAUCCCCACCUCUGCUGCUGCCCGGCUCCCGUCGCCCCCCACCCCUGCUGCUUUCCGGCUCCCAUCGGACCCUAGCGUUCCGCCGCCGUCCGUUUCUCGGCUCGAGAGCGCCAGAGACUGGUACCAGUUCCAGCGGGCACGUUAUGAUGAUGUGACAAGAGAGUUUAGAAACUUCAGGCUUGAGGUUGUGUGGUCUGAAAGGGUGGCUAACCUGCUUGAUUUGGCUUACAAGGUGGGUUGUCCUAUUGUCGUUGGUGGUGUGGUCAUGAAAGGGAUUGCCUAUCGGGUGCUUGCCUAUCAGAAGAUGUGA